Messenger RNA from Myripristis murdjan (pinecone soldierfish), 2172 nucleotides. RefSeq names its product bone morphogenetic protein 10 (gene bmp10). Gene Ontology annotation, biological process: BMP signaling pathway. Gene Ontology annotation, molecular function: cytokine activity; growth factor activity. The transcript is spliced from 2 exons. Bases 103 to 1590 code for a protein of 495 amino acids. Gene Ontology annotation, cellular component: extracellular region. Lineage: Eukaryota; Metazoa; Chordata; Actinopteri; Holocentriformes; Holocentridae. The record is from RefSeq and is a predicted model, not a curated record.
ACUGGAUUAGGGAGUUCACAGAUCAUAAUCCUUUUGUUUUUCCUGUUGUUUCAGUGUCCUCCUUGCAUAACCACAAACAGAGCUCUGCAGCUUGGUUUUUCCAUGGCGAGGAUUUGGAACUCUAAACUGGGAAACGUCUGCACCUCCAAGACUUUGUUCUUGCUGUUUUCCAUGCUGCUCCUCCAUGGGCCUUUUUGCGGACAGGGCAACCCCAUCUCCCACACCCUUCAGAGGCAUCGCCCGGCUCCGGGGCUGGGAGACGGACAUGGAGGGGUGGUGGAUCCCUCACUUUUGGAGCAGGACGGUGACGUGGACAUGCAGAGCCUGCUGGAGAGCCUGAAGGAGCAGUUUCUCCGAACUUUCAACCUGUCUGGCUUGGGUCCCCCUCACCAGCCUCAUGGAAGCACUCGUGUGGAGCCGCCAGAAUACAUGAUGGAGCUCUACAACCGCUUUGCUAAUGACCAAACUGCCAUGCCCACCGCCAACAUCAUCCGCAGCUUCAAAAAUGAAGACUCAUCUCCCAGUGUUGUGGGUGUUGGGGGUGUGAGGCGCCACCCGCUCCUCUUCAACGUGUCCGUCCCCCACCAUGAACGCAUAACAGCGGCCGAGCUCCGCCUCUACACCCUGGUUCAGACCGACCGUCACCUUUAUGCCGGGGUCGACCGCAAGGUCACCAUCUAUGAGCUGGACCCCCAUGAUGGGGAUGACAACAUGACUGAGGAGAGCAUGCCCAGGGGAGAUACUUUCAGAGGAGAAGGAGGAGGACAAGAAACGGAGCUGGUGGAGUUGGCUUCACGUCAAGUUUACGGCACCGACAACGGCUGGGAGGCCUUUGACCUCACUGCUGCCGUUCAACGCUGGCGCAAGUCUGACUAUGGAACCACCCACAGGUUGGAGGUGCACAUUGCCAGCCUGGCUAAUGAAGACAGUGUUCAGGGUAUGAUGGAGGGCCACGAUGAUGGGGGGCAACCUAAGGGGGACAUGAAGAUUGACACUAGCCCUGAAGAAAAACACAAACCUCUGCUGAUCGUUUUCUCUGACGACCAAAGCAGUGAUCACCGCGACGACAGGCGCGAGCUGAACGAGAUGAUUGACCAUGAGAUGUCAGAUGUGGUUCUCCAAGACAACUUGGGGGUGGGCCUGAAUGGACUAUGGGAGGAGUCAGAGGGGGAGGGAGCGGAAGCUGAGGAGCCAGAUGAAGAGGCCCUCAUCCAAAUGCGAUCCAACCUGAUCUACGACACGGCAUCCCGCAUCCGUCGCAACGCCAAGGGCAACCAUUGCAAGAAACAGUCUCUGUACGUUGAGUUCAAAGACAUCGGGUGGGACAGCUGGAUCCUGGCACCCACUGGCUAUGAGGCCUUUGAGUGCAGUGGCAUUUGCAGCUUCCCACUGACAAAGCAUGUCACACCCACCAAGCACGCCAUUGUUCAGACCUUGGUCAACAUAAACAGCCCUCAGAAGGCGGCCCGGGCCUGCUGCGUGCCCACCAAGCUGGACCCCAUCUCCCUCCUCUACCUGGAUGACACAGGCGUGGUCACCUACAAGUACAAGUUUGAAGGCAUGGUGGUGGCUGAGUGCGGCUGCAGAUAGUCAACACUUUCCGCAAAGCAAAAUGUUAUUAAAGUCUUACAGUGGAUAAAAGACCCAGGACACAACACGAACAAUAAGCUGACAAAGGAGAUAAAUCGGUGUUCUGCAUUAUAACCAGUUUCAACAAAAAGAAAAUAGGAACGGUUGUUGGAGUCGCUGCGAGGUUUACCCGGUGAGAUUGGAAAUGCACAUUUGUGAAUCUAUGUAUGCUCAAAAACAAACGAGUGGGGUCCGUUCAUGUAUAUGUUGUAUUUCAAGGCAAAAACAAAUAUUUCAUCUUGUACAGUCAAAGUCAACAAUAUCAGUUGCCACUAUUCAGACAGUGGAGAGAUGAACUCCAAUGGAAAUGUGCAGCAGAUCUGCCGUCAAAGUGUCAUUUAUGGUGAUGACAAGGCGUGACUUUGGGUCAGCAUGAUCGCGAAAGACUGAGAACUCCCACAGGACCCAACUAGCAACAGCGCAGUGCAGCCUACAGUGUGUGCGGUCUGGUGGGAACUGUUGGGCCAGUUGCUUCCCCCAUACCACCCACCACCCCCUCUGUUUCGACGCUGAUCCUCUGACAUCUGUCUUCCUCUCCACUUA